AUGUUCGCGACGCCGCCUCUUUUGACGAACGACCCGGCCAAGCAGCUGCACGAGAUCGCCGGAAACCUGCCUACUUCGGGAUCCUCCUGCUCCGCUACCGCCGCUGCUGCCUCCCUGGCCACUGCGGCGGCUCGGCAGACACCAUCGACCGGCACCCUCGAUACAGCCGUUGCGCCCCCGACAACCCCCACGAGCUCUUCGGAUGUACUGCUUGCAGGGGAUUUCGUCGCUGUUACGGGGUUGCCGGGCGCGUCUCCCGUCGAACCGCAGUACGUCCCACUGCCGAUAGACGCAAACCUCGAAGAUAUGGACACCACUACUACACGUAAGCGUUCGCAUCCCAGCGAGCUCGGUAGUGAUGAUGAGGGUGCCUCGCGCAAGCUGCAAGCAGUCGGGACUGCGCCACACAUUGCAUCGACGACUAAAUUGCCGCCACGUGUCUCAGGUGAAGACGAUCGCCACUUCACCCCGGCUAGUGGCAUUACCACCGAGGGCGAGUUUCAGCAGGUUCUGUCAAAGGCGCAGAAACGCCGCCAGCGUUCUGCGUUGCCACCGGGCUUAGCCGGGAUCAGCGUCCCUUCUCCCGGGACCGAGCCUGCCGUCCCUCCUGCCGCACGACCUACGGCUCCCUGCAGUUCACCUGCGCCUACUGCACCUCCUGCCGUGGAUCCCGUUGCUACUGCCGGGGUUCCCACAACUUCUGUACCCACCUCGCCACUGACAGCCCGCAUAGUGCUGUUUCGUCCGGCACACAACGGUGCCGCCUUUCCCCGUACCUCCCGCCUCGGCCUCGCGCAGACGCUCUCCGCGCUGCCUGAAGUAAAGGAGGCCGACGCGGAGGAAACCACCAGUGGGGGCGGGGUUCCAUCAAGUUCUGGCAGCCAGCCAUUAGCGGAACCGUCGUUUGAAAACGCUGGAGGAACGAACGGCAGUGAGGAUGGUAAGGUCAAUGACCUACAAGAAGCAACAGAAGACGAAAAAGCCUUUGGUAACACAAGUGCUCCUGCGACCGUGAUGGAGACCUAUGAGGUCGAGCCUAACAAGGAAGAAGAUGACAAAGACGCAGGGAAAAGCGGCACUUCUGCGGUCUCGAAGAGGCCGCGUGAAGGGACUGCAGACGUUGGCAACAGCGACGAAGCCUGUGCUGUCCCACCUGGCCACAACAACAACACGGAUGGCACGGUCUAG
Dermacentor silvarum is the source of this 1188-nucleotide messenger RNA. RefSeq lists its product as uncharacterized. The transcript is spliced from 3 exons. The coding region runs from base 1 to 1188 and encodes 395 amino acids. Lineage: Eukaryota; Metazoa; Arthropoda; Arachnida; Ixodida; Ixodidae. The record is from RefSeq and is a predicted model, not a curated record.